Scylla paramamosain (green mud crab) is the source of this 3870-nucleotide messenger RNA. Its product is annotated as protein RCC2 homolog. Lineage: Eukaryota; Metazoa; Arthropoda; Malacostraca; Decapoda; Portunidae. Gene Ontology annotation, biological process: negative regulation of GTPase activity. Gene Ontology annotation, cellular component: membrane. Gene Ontology annotation, molecular function: small GTPase binding. The transcript has 6 exons. The coding region runs from base 119 to 1531 and encodes 470 amino acids. The record is from RefSeq and is a predicted model, not a curated record.
UAAACCUGAGAAAAGAAAUCCAGACCGCCUAAGUCAGAGCGGCAGGAAAUCGGACGCAGGCGAAUUACCGCUUGUCUAGUGCCGGGCGGCUCACUAAUUUUUCUUGUACCCGAGGAACAUGACGCCGGAGAAGCGACCCGCGGAGGACGAGGAGGAGCAGGAGACCAAGAAGUUGAAGGAGGACUCGACAGCAGCAGUGAGCGAGGCGGCACAAGAUGAUACGAGUCAAGAUAGUGUGGGAUCUGACUCGGCCUCCUCCACUGACCCCGAGAAAAAGCAGAGGCUCAGCCUGCCGGAGCACCGAGGCACCGUCCUGUACACAGGAUGCACACAGUGGGAGUACAUCGGCCGCCGCAACCUGAAGGGCAUCCCAGCCAUGCUGCACCAUGUGCCACGGCGCCUCGCAGCAUUCCGGGGCAUCCGUGUGGCCUACGUGGCGUCACACUGCUCUGCCGCCCACACCAUCUUCAUCAGCGAUGAAGGCAAAGUGUUCUCUCUGGGCCGCAAUGAGAAGGGCCAGCUGGGCAUUGGUGACACAGAGGUGCGGGCUGGUGUCAUCCCCAUGGAUACAAUGUCGGAGUUCACAGUGGUGGCAGCAGCUGUGGGACGCAACCACACACUCCUUCUGACAGACCGAGGCUCAGUGUUUGCCUGUGGGGACAACAAGUCAGGACAGUGUGGUGUGGGGAACACCACUGCUGUCCUCCACACUCCCUCCAGAAUCAGCUUUAAGGAAGGAAAAGUUGUCAAGGUGGCGUGUGGGGCAGAGUUCAGCAUGAUUGUGGACAAGAAGGGCUACCUGUACUCCUUCGGCCUGCCAGAGUAUGGCCAGCUGGGGCACAACACUGAUGGCAAGUUCUUUGUCACCAGCAACAAACUGUCAUUCCAAUAUGAGCGUGUGCCCCGGCGAGUGCCCAUCUUUGUGGAGCGCAGCAAGGAUGGCCACCCCACACCUGUCACUGAUGUGCAGAUUGUGGACGUGGCCUGUGGGAAUAACCACACUGUUGCUGUGGAUGCCAAGAAGAGGCCCUACUCUUGGGGCUUUGGUGGAUAUGGCAGACUGGGCCAUGCUGAGCCUAAGGAUGAGUACAUCCCGCGCCUCAUCAAGUACUUUGACGGACACAAUCGUGGUGUGGAGAAGGUGUACUGCGGCUCCACCUUCACCAUCGCCUGCAGUGCCCUCGGAGUGUUCCUGUGGGGCCAGACCAAGCGCACUGGUGAGGCCAACAUGUACCCCAAGCCACUGCAGGACCUGUUUGGCUGGGAUGUGCGUGCUGUGGGCUGCUCCACCACUUCCAUCGUGGUGGCAGCCGAUGACAGCGUCAUAGCCUGGGGACCGUCGCCAACCUAUGGGGAGCUGGGUCUUGGGGAGAAUGUGAAGUCAAGCACACAACCGAAGGAGGUGAAGACAUUGGAGGGUGCCCAUGUGGAGCAGAUCACCUGUGGCAUGGGACACACGGUGCUGCUGGUGAGGGACGAGACGGAGCAGGACAAGGAGAUCCUGGGCCGGUUGAAGGAAAUCACUCUGUAAGGCACCAUGUCACUCUGUCUGUCUGGCAGGAAGUGUUGGACUCACUCAAGCGUUUGCGAAUACUUUUGUCCCGUUUGUAUGUAGCUUUUAAGUGUCAGGAUUAUGUUUUAUAUUUAUCAGUGACCUUAUAUGAUUAUGUAGGGUUUGGAUGCUAUGUAAAAUUGCAAUAAUGAGUAAUGACUUAUUUAUUUUUACAUUACAGAUAGGUUAAGUACUAAUUCAUUCUUUUUUUGUUUUGUUUUUUUGUCACUUAUUUAUAAACACAAGAGUUAUGUAUAAUUUAGUUUUAUACAAAAAUUAUUCGUUGCGUAACACUAAUUAUAUGAGAUGCUUUAGUGCAAACCAACUUGAGGCUGGAGUGAGCAGCAGAGGACUUCCGGAGAGCAGUGGCCUCCACCCACUGCCAAGAAAGGCCACGGUGGAGGUCAUGUUGUCACUCGCUGAGCAUAAUGUUUCCAUAAGCCUGUGGGAAAGGUAUACAGUAGCACUGAUGAGUUAAGGGGUGUGAUUAUUGUGAGUCUGUACCUUUCCCCCAACUGAUGGUGCUGAACCUGCUAGGAUGGAGGAGGAGAUGGUGACUAACUAAGCUCUCUUUCAGUGAAAUGGUAGCAGAAAAGUUAGAGCAAUAAAGUAGGGAAAUAUUUCAACAGUAACAUGACUGUUUUUACAGUGUCAUGGUUGCUAAAAAUGUCUUAAAGGAAUGAAUAGAAUUACUUGUAUUUAUUUUUUGUAUUCAUCCAAUUUGAUGUGAUCACUGUAUCAAGAAAGCCAAAUAUAUUCCAAUAUGAACAAACUAAAAACCUUAGGAAGUUAGAAUACAGACAUUUGGAGUAAAAAAAUUUCAUGGUAAGGAAACAAAUGAGAAUAUAGUUUUCUUUUUACUAUUGCAUCAUAUCCAGUACAAGCUUAGUUUUUACACAUGAGUUUCCAGUAAUUAAUAGCGUUUUUUAUACUCGAGUACUUGAACAAUAAGUGUGACUCAGACAAUAAUUGAGAUAUGAUACAAUGUGAUGUCACCUCCACAUAUGUUUUGUUUCAGGUGUGUGUUUAUGUUUAGUAGAGCCAUUCCCUGUUUUAGCAUUUUAGAACAUCAUACAAGUAUUUGAAGUACUAACACUUACUUUGCAUCAUUGAGCAGUGGAACAUUGUGACAGGAGGAUAUUCAAAAUGUACCUUUUUCCAUUUGAGUUAAAAAAAAAGUCUCACUAACCAACUGCAAACACAUUCCAGCUAGAUAUUAUAUACCUCACUGAAGUGUAAGCCUUUUGCAUCUCACUACUGAAGAUAAUAAAUUUUUGAACAUUGCUACAUAUUUCAGACAAGCUCUUUUUUAUGUGCUCCAGUGUCUGCUUGUAGGAAAGAUUAAUUGCUGACACUCCAUGCAUCACUCAGCACUAGAGGCCCAGGGAGAGACUGAAGGCUGGCAGGGAAAUAAAAAUAAGUUCCUUUUUACCAUCACAGACACUUGCUCUUGUCAUCAGCAUUGCAUCCCUAUAGGCUAACGUCAAAGGUUAGCCUGUUAAUGAUGGUUUAGAUGCAACUCUUAUUUUGCUUCAGAGUUGUAGUUCUCAUGUAAUAUUCUUGUGCCUGUAAUCUUUUGGCAUUCAAGGUGUCAUCUCAGCAGUAGUGGCCCAAGGAAAACAAAUGUACAUGGAAUAUAAAGAGGUGUCCUGUGCUAGUGUCAUCCUCCUGGUGUGUCCUAGCCUGGUGUGUAUAGUUAGAUUGAUAGACAGAUCCAGAAACACAAGCUUUUCUUGAAUACAUUGUGCAUAACUGAUGGUAUGUGUACCUGGUGUGGCCUGCUGCUAUGCUGUGUGGCAGAGCAUUGGUAAUACUCAGAAUGCCCAGCCUUAGUCAUAUUCCUGCAUAAAUUCUAAUGUGAUCUUGCUUGCCCAAGCCAAGAAGAAUGUGAGGGCAGCAGCAUUCAAGGGACUAAUCCUGAGUGACGCAUGGAUGUGUUCUAUGUAAGAUAUUUUUUGUCUCUGUGGCAGAGACCUUGCAUAAUCUGAGGAGGACAUUUGUAGGUGGUGUUAGACUGACUAGUGAUUGGACUGGGUAAUUGGAGGUGCUUGGAGUAUGCCUUUUUCAAGCAUUGUGUAAUAACCAUUUUUUAUCUUUGGAAUUAUAUUGUGAAAAUUUUUUAUAAUAAUGGGAUUAUUGAUAUCAAGUUAUAGUGUAGAAUUUAUGGAAUGUAUCAUUUUAAAUAUGAAACACUUAUAGUGUUGAUUUGAAGGAGGCAUAAUUGAUAACUUGAGGCAAAGCUUUGGAGAAACAUACAAAGGAACUUGAGGGUCUGUCCAGGAAAUGUUACGUACCUGAUUUAAAUUAAUUUUUCAUUA